Messenger RNA from Populus nigra (black poplar), 2236 nucleotides. RefSeq names its product ABC transporter G family member 25. The record is from RefSeq and is a predicted model, not a curated record. Bases 166 to 2136 code for a protein of 656 amino acids. Gene Ontology annotation, cellular component: membrane. Gene Ontology annotation, molecular function: ATP hydrolysis activity; ATP binding; ABC-type transporter activity. NCBI's taxonomy places the organism in Eukaryota, Viridiplantae, Streptophyta, Magnoliopsida, Malpighiales, Salicaceae. The transcript has 3 exons.
UUCAUCAUACACUCACUCGCCACUCUCCUCCCAACAUCCCCUCUCUCCUCUCUCUUUCAACAAAAACAAAAACCUUCAUUUCCCAUCUCUCUCCCCCCUGUCCUCCAUUAUCUUUUAUGUUUUGCCUUUUCUCUUUUAAAGAGGAGAGAGAGAUAGAAAAAAACAAUGCCUAUGUAUAAUGGUGUGGAAACUAGUACCAAAGGAGACUCACCGGACGGCCCAGAUCGAUCCAAAGCUCCUCCUCCUCGAGAUUCUCGUGACCUGCCAUCUUUAAUGUUGUCUUCAUGUUAUCCUAUUACUCUCAAGUUUAUGGAAGUAGGGUAUAGAGUGAAAUUUGAGAACAGGAACAAAGGCAGCAAUAUCAAGAGGAUUUUAGGCCAUGAACCCACAAUUUGUGAUCAAAUUCAAGAACGUACAAUCUUGAAUGGGAUCACUGGCAUGGCAUCCCCAGGGGAAAUCCUUGCCGUCCUUGGUCCAUCUGGAAGUGGAAAAUCAACCUUUCUCAAUGCCCUUGCUGGGAGAAUCCAAUCAAACAGCUUCACAGGAACAAUCCUUGCAAACAACAGAAAACCAACAAAACAAAUAAUGAAACGCACUGGUUUUGUUACUCAAGAUGAUAUUCUCUAUCCCCACCUUACAGUCCGUGAAACCCUAGUCUUUUGUUCCUUACUUCGCUUACCAAAAUCACUAUCAAAACAAGAAAAGACUUUGGUAGCAGAGUCAGUCAUAUCCGAGCUGGGGUUGACAAAAUGUGAGAAUACAAUAAUUGGAAACAGUUUCAUACGUGGGAUUUCUGGUGGGGAAAGAAAGAGAGUGAGUAUAGCUCAUGAGAUGCUGAUAAACCCUAGUUUGCUCAUUCUUGAUGAACCCACGUCAGGCUUGGACGCAACUGCGGCUUACAGGCUGGUUUUGACAUUAGGUUCACUUGCACAAAAGGGAAAGACUAUUGUUACAUCCAUGCAUCAACCUUCAAGUCGAGUUUAUCAAAUGUUUGAUUCAGUUAUGGUGUUAAGUGAAGGAAGGUGUUUGUAUUUUGGCAAGGGAAGUGAAGCUAUGUCUUAUUUCGAAACAACUGGAUACUCACCGUCUUUCCCCAUGAAUCCUGCUGAUUUUCUCCUUGAUCUCGCUAAUGGCGUGUUCCAAACUGAUGGUGUGAGUGAAAGAGAUAAGCCGAACGUAAAGCAAUCUCUCAUUGCAUCUUAUAACACCUUGUUGGCUCCGAAGGCUAGAGCUGCCUUCAUGGAGACAAAAGAGAAUGGUAUUGGAAGCUUUAAUUCCAAAGAACAUAGAAGCAGCGACAGAAUUAGCAUUGGCGCUUGGUUCAACCAAUUCAGCAUUCUUCUUCAGAGAAGCCUCAAAGAACGGAAGCACGAGUCAUUCAAUACCUUGAGAGUCUUCCAAGUAAUCAUGGCUGCAGUAUUUGCCGGUCUAAUGUGGUGGCACUCGGAUUUUCGAGAUGUUCAAGACCGUCUGGGUCUCCUCUUCUUCAUGUCAAUUUUUUGGGGGGUCUUCCCAUCUUCCAACUCCGUGUUUGUUUUUCCUCAAGAAAGAGCAAUCUUUGUGAAGGAAAGGGCCUCCGGUAUGUACACUCUUUCUUCUUAUUUCAUGUCGAGAAUAGUCGGAGACUUACCAAUGGAGCUCAUCCUCCCCACAAUAUUUCUUUCUGUGACUUAUUGGAUGGCCGGAUUGAAACCGGAAUUGGGUGCUUUCCUUUUGACUCUUCUGGUUCUACUUGGCUACGUGCUCGUCUCUCAGGGUCUUGGCCUUGCUCUAGGUGCAGCAAUAAUGGAUGCUAAACAAGCUUCAACUAUAGUUACAAUCACAAUGCUAGCAUUUGUCUUAACUGGAGGAUUUUACGUGCAUAAGCUGCCUUCAUGCAUGGCUUGGAUCAAGUACAUUUCCACAACAUUUUACAGCUACAAGCUACUUAUCAAUGUCCAAUAUGGUGAGGGCAAGAGACUUUCAUCCUUGUUGGGCUGCUCACUACCUCAUGGAAGUGACAGAGCAAGUUGUAAGUUUGUUGAACAAGAUGUUGCAGGGCAAAUUAGCCCGGUAGUUAGUGUUAGUGUCCUGAUAUUCAUGUUUGUGGGGUAUAGAUUAUUGGCUUACCUCGCGUUAAGGCGCAUAAAAGCUUAAUAAGUUGUACUUCUCUAAAAGGUUCUUGUUACUUCCAAGUCCCUAACUAUAAUUCUUCAAAUCAGAGAAAAAAAAUGUUAUUAAAAAGAAAGUUUCACAA